Cicer arietinum (chickpea) is the source of this 1469-nucleotide messenger RNA. RefSeq lists its product as uncharacterized. Gene Ontology annotation, molecular function: tRNA (adenine(58)-N1)-methyltransferase activity. Lineage: Eukaryota; Viridiplantae; Streptophyta; Magnoliopsida; Fabales; Fabaceae. Gene Ontology annotation, biological process: tRNA methylation. Gene Ontology annotation, cellular component: nucleus; tRNA (m1A) methyltransferase complex. The record is from RefSeq and is a predicted model, not a curated record.
UCGUUUUGUUGGGUUCCAAUUCUAUUUUGACCAAUGUUGUGUUCUAUUCUAAUAACUAGGGUUAGGUCAGUGUCAUUGUUUAUUUGGUUCAUGAAACGCAGAGUGUAAGCUUCGAAAUCCUGAUCGAAGGCGUACCCAAUUUCUUCAACUUCUAAAGCAACUAAUUGGUAGAAACAAGUUUUCAACUUUUAAUUAAUUUCUACUUGGUUGAAGUAUUUGAAGACUUCCAUGAUGUUGGCUAGUCAUCCUGCAAAAAGAAUAUCGUUCAAUCGAACUAUUGGUGACGGCGACCUGGUUAUUGUUUAUGAGAGGCAUGACAAUAUGAAGGCUAUAACAGUGUCUGAGGGUUCAGUCUUGCAGAAUCGUUUCGGUGUUUUUAAACAUUCAGAUUGGAUUGGAAAGCCUUUUGGGUCUAAAGUAAUCAGCAGUAAGGGUGGUUUUGUUUACUUGUUAGCUCCCACACCAGAAUUAUGGACUCUAGUGUUAAGCCACAGGACUCAAAUUCUUUAUAUUGCUGAUAUUAGCUUUGUUAUCAUGUACUUGGAGAUUGAUCCCGGUUGUUUGGUUCUUGAAUCUGGAACUGGAAGUGGAUCUUUAACUACUUCACUUGCAAGGGCAGUUGCACCUAUAGGACAUGUCUAUACAUUUGAUUUCCAUGAACAAAGGGCUGCAUCAGCUAGGGAUGAUUUUGAGAGAACUGGUUUAAGCAGCUUAAUCAGUGUGGGAGUAAGAGACAUUCAGGGUGAAGGAUUUCCUGAUGAGUUUAUUGGCUUGGCUGACUCAGUAUUUUUGGAUUUACCUCAACCUUGGUUGGCAAUUCAUUCAGCUGCCAAAAUGCUUAAACAAGAUGGAACAUUGUGCUCAUUUUCUCCAUGUGUCGAACAAGUACAAAAAUCAUGUGAUGCACUUCAGUCUUGCUUCACAGAUAUAAGGACAUUUGAGGUACUCUUGCGCACAUAUGAAGUUCGAGAAGAGAAAAUGGAAAGCAUUCAUGGAGAUAGCAAUGGUUCUAAUGGUUCUCUUCCUUGCAAGAGAAGACAGUGUUCAGAUGGAAACUAUGUUCUCAGCAGUCAUACUUCUUCUGUCAUGGCUAGACCUUGUGGGGAAGCUCGAGGUCACACAGGCUAUUUGACAUUUGCAAGACUUAAAUGCUCUUCAUGACCAGGUGCUGCUACCAUGUUCUUCAUUUUUUGUAGCAGAGGAAACAAAUUGUAUUUGUUGUACCUCUUUUAAAUUUGAGCAUCAUCCAAGAAAUUGUUCUUCGUAGUAACCAUAGGUUUUGAAAGAAAUUUUUUGUAUGUCAUGUGUGCUUGGCUACAUGAUUAGUACUAAAGAGAUAAUUAUUUGCACAAAUUUGGUACGGAUUUAUACUUGACAUUCCACAAUUAACAUUAUUCAUUUUACAUGUAUUCUUACCGGCAAGGUGAUUGAUUUAUGUUAUUUGGAGUUUCUUGGCACUUAAUAAUUCA